Molecule: messenger RNA, 697 nt
Organism: Mycetomoellerius zeteki
Lineage: Eukaryota; Metazoa; Arthropoda; Insecta; Hymenoptera; Formicidae
Exons: 2
Coding region: 102-605 (167 amino acids)
Source: RefSeq, a predicted model, not a curated record
GCAAGAUGUGAACUGCUUUUAGAACCAACUUGUGAUUUGUAUGUCAAUUUCGCUAACAUGGUUAUGAUUAGUUAUGAUUAGAGAUUGCCUGCGAGAAAAAGAUGGAAGACUUUGUACCAACACGUGGCUCCCAAGUCAAGAAAACUGCGACGAGUGAUUAUAUAUCUGUGAAUUAUACAGCGCCAAAGAAAAAGGUGAAAUCCGCAGAUGACUCAAAUAAUAAAGAGAAGCUUAAGGAAUCUACGAAACAAACACCUGCCGAAUUAAAAGAACAGCAAGAAAAAGAGAUGAAGAAGUUGCGAUAUGAGAUUAUCAAAUUUGGUAUGUCUGGUUUCGAGAAACCGAAAGCGAGGAGAGCAAAGGUUGAGCUCGCUAUUAGCUUAGGUGCAAUACCUCCCAAGAACAGAAGAAUGAAUUACAAAGCAUUAAAAAUGCGUCGAAAGAUAGAGAAAGAGAAAGAGAAGAAAAAGGAGGAAGGACACAAGUCUGGAUUAACCAGUAGUUUGCUCAAACCUAAGUCCAAGAAAACACGGAAGAAGGAUAGUGGUAUAUUACAAGUUUAUGGGAAAGUAUCAAAAACUAUCUUGCCCAAGAAGAAAGGCUGAAAAUAAAAAUAGUUUCUCAAACAUGAAACUUUACUAAAACUCUAUACGAAAUUGGUAGAAUAAAGUGGAAACAUGUUUUAAAUAAAAUAUCU